Molecule: messenger RNA, 562 nt
Organism: Anas platyrhynchos (mallard)
Lineage: Eukaryota; Metazoa; Chordata; Aves; Anseriformes; Anatidae
Gene: CENPA
Product: centromere protein A
Cellular component (GO): nucleosome
Molecular function (GO): DNA binding; protein heterodimerization activity; structural constituent of chromatin
Source: RefSeq, a predicted model, not a curated record
GCGGCGGCGGCGGCGGCGGCGGCGGCGGCGGGUCCCGAGCGUGACGUCACCACGCCCCCCCCCGGUUAUGCCGCGCCCCAAGGACCGCAGCCCCCGGCGCCGCGGCCCCCCCCCGGUCUCCCCCCGGCCCUCCCCGAGGCGGCCGCGGGCGCCUUCGCCCCCGCGUCGGCGGCGGCGGUACCGGCCGGGCCAGCUGGCGUUGAGGGAGAUCCGCAAGUAUCAGAGCACCACCAACCUGCUGCUGCGCCGCCAGCCCUUCUGCCGUGUGGUGCGGGAGAUCUGCCUGCUCUUCACGCGGGGGGUGGACUACCAAUGGCAAGCCAUGGCACUGCUGGCCCUACAAGAGGCGGCGGAGGCUUUCUUGGUGCGCCUGCUGGAGGACGCCUACCUGUGCUCGCUGCACGCCCGCCGGGUCACCCUGUACCCCAAGGACCUGCAGCUGGCCCGGCGCCUGCGGGGGCUGGAUGGGGGGGGGAUCUGAGUGUGUGUCUCCCCCCACCCCCCCACCCCAUAGACCCCCCCCUCCCUCUUUAAUAAAGGAACAAUCCCCCUUUUUUCAUAA